Molecule: messenger RNA, 438 nt
Organism: Plasmodium gonderi
Lineage: Eukaryota; Apicomplexa; Aconoidasida; Haemosporida; Plasmodiidae
Product: ribosomal protein L7A
Exons: 3
Coding region: 1-438 (145 amino acids)
Biological process (GO): ribosome biogenesis; maturation of SSU-rRNA; mRNA splicing, via spliceosome
Cellular component (GO): precatalytic spliceosome; small-subunit processome; U4/U6 x U5 tri-snRNP complex
Molecular function (GO): RNA binding
Source: RefSeq, a predicted model, not a curated record
AUGUCUGAUGCGUUGGUGUCUACGGAAGUUUUAAAUACGGUGGAUAUUCAAGAAAAUGAAGAAGAAGUAAAUGCAAAGAUUUUUCCUUUGGCUUCCCCCGAAUUGACAAAUCAAAUUCUGGAUGUCAUCCAAAGAGCAACUGUAUAUAGGCAGUUAAAGAGGGGUGCGAACGAAACUGUCAAAAGUCUCCACAAGGGAAUAUCAGAAUUGGUAGUUCUUGCUGCUGAUGCAAAGCCACUGGAAAUUAUUUCGCACAUUCCGCUUGUCUGCGAGGACAAGAAUGCACCAUAUGUCUACGUCCGCAGCAAAAUGGCACUCGGAAGAGCCUGUGGAAUUUCCAGAUCAGUCAUAGCAACAUCGAUAAUAACUAAGGAUGGUUCCCCUCUAGAGACACAAAUAACUGAGUUGAAAGAUUUAAUAGAACAGAUGCUAAUUUAA